UUAGUGUGUGCAGCACUCGCCAGAGCAGGCUCGCUUUUCUGGGCUGGCGAUGUGCUUUCUUGGCCAGAACAUUUCGGCAGUCACUUCUUUGCCAAAACGCUCGGGAACUGGGAUUUGAAUGGCUGCACCUGGAGAACAAGCGAGGGAGGCAGCCACGAAGGGGUUAAGAAGAAUUAUCCGGGCUGCAGCUUUAAAAAUGUGGUAUGGAGGGUAUCAAACUGGAUUUGGUAGGAGGUUCUCUGUCUGGUACACGCCUUGGCAGUGAAUAGAUAUCUGAUCUCAGAGCAAUAAGAGGCUCUCAGCACCGGCAAGGCUGCGGGGAGCUGCGGUCCUGGGGACCGAGCUGUGGGCUGGUGGUGGGUCUGGGGCGCUGGAGCCCUGCCCGGCACCGCUGCCCCUCUCAGUGCUGCCGAGCCGGGGCGGGACUGGCAUAAUUCUGUUGCGGCGAUUAAAAGUGAGCAAACGCUGUUUUCCUAGUUGGACUUUCCUGGUCAGCGGAGAGGGGGUGGCGGAGGAUGCGGUGUGGGAGAUGAGCGGCACCAAGGACGAUGGCCGCUGUCAGAGGGCAGUGCGCAUCGUCACUGAGCUGUGCCGCAAGAAAAGCCUGCCGAGCCUGGACCUGGACUCCUGCCGGGAAUUCCUGCUGCCGCCCUCGGACCAGAGCCUGAGCAUCUCGGAGCCAGAGCUCUCCGUCAGCCUCCUCGCGCUGGUGGUGGCUGUGUGUGGACUCGCCCUGGUGGCAGUUUUUCUCUUUCUCUUUUGGAAGCUGUGCUGGGUUCCCUGGAGGAACAAGGCCGCUUCCUCUAGCCUGGCCGUCUUGCAGAGCGAGGCAGACCGCGGGGAGGGCAGCAUGGCCGACAAGCUCAAGGACACGGGCACCGUCAGUUUCUUGGAGGCCGCUGUGAAGAUCAGCCACACGUCCCCGGACAUCCCGGCCGAGGUCCAGCUCUCCAUGAAGGACCACAUCAUGCGGCGCGCGCGGAUGCAGCGGCAGGCGACGGAGCCCGCCUCUUCCGCCAGGCACAUCUCCUUCAAGAGGCACCUUCCUCGGCAGAUGCAUGUGUCCAGCGUGGACUACAGCACGGAUGCGCCUGACGUGGCGGAGCAGCCGACCAGCAUCGGUCGCAUAAAGCCCGAGCUCUAUAAGCAGAAAUCUGUGGACUCUGAGGACCCCAAAAAAGAGGCAGCAAAGACCUGUGGGAAAAUUAACUUCACUCUCAAGUACGACUACGAGAACGAGACGCUGACUGUCCGAAUUCUCCGGGCCUUCGAUCUGCCGGCCAAAGAUCUCUGUGGCAGCUCAGACCCCUACGUGAAGAUCUACCUGCUGCCGGACAGAAAGCGCAAGUUCCAGACGCGCGUCCACCGGAAGACCCUGAACCCCACCUUCGACGAGGCCUUCCACUUCCCCGUGCCCCACGAGGAGCUGCCCGGCAGGAAGCUCCACCUCAGCGUCUUUGACUUCGAUCGCUUCUCCAGGCACGACAUGAUCGGAGAGGUUAUCCUGGAGAACCUGUUUGAGGCCUCUGACCUGUCCCGGGAGACUUCCCUCUGGAAGGACAUUCAGUACGCCACGACCGAAAGCGUGGACCUGGGAGAGAUCAUGUUUUCCCUCUGCUAUUUGCCAACCGCAGGCCGGCUCACCUUGACGGUCAUUAAGUGCAGGAACCUCAAGGCGAUGGACAUCACCGGCUACUCAGAUCCAUAUGUCAAAGUGUCUUUGCUCUGUGACGGGCGAAGACUGAAAAAGAAGAAAACCACCAUAAAGAAAAACACACUAAAUCCCACCUACAACGAAGCAAUAAUCUUUGACAUCCCCCCGGAGAACAUGGAUCAAGUCAGUCUGCUUAUAUCCGUCAUGGACUACGAUCGCGUGGGCCACAACGAGGUCAUCGGGGUCUGCCGCGCCGGGGCGGCCGCCGAGGGGCUGGGCCGGGACCACUGGAACGAGAUGCUGGCCUACCCGCGCAAGCCCAUCGCGCACUGGCACCCGCUGGCGGAGGUGAAGAAGUCCUUCAAGGAGGUGCGUGGGCUGCUCUUCCCUUCCGAUGCAUGCGCUGCGCGCGGCUGGGCUGGUCCAGGGCUUCCAAAGAGCUCCUGCUCCCGCCUGGGCGUUUCUGACGAGAAUGGGGGGAAAUAUCUCCCCAGAAACGAGCUCCAGAGACCGAGCAUCUCAGUACGGUCUUAAAUAGCUCCCUGCACUUGAAAGCAAGAAUGAAGGGAUCACAUUUGCAGAUCCGAUUGUUGCUCUAUCUUCUUUUCUUCCUUUUUUUGUAAUUAGAGAUUGAGAGCGGCAAAGAGAGGGAAGGCUUUUCUGAUUGCAGAAAAAAAUGUCCAGGGAUAUCAUGUAUUUCAAGUUUUAAUUUUUUCAUUCUAAGAGAUUUUUCUGUUGACUCAUCUCCAAGCCUUUGAGGGCGAAUAAAUAGAACGAAUGUAAUUGCUCGAAGCAUCUCCCAAGAAAAAGACUCUCCCGAGGCAGCUGCAGAUGAUAAAACGGGCUUGAAGGGCCUGGGUCACAUUUUGACCAUCUCCAGCAUUUUCUUUCUCCAUUUCCUCGCACUCCUGUGCAGUUAUUUGCCUUUUGCCUGGUUCAGGCGAUAAAUUCUGGAGGAAAGAGAUGUGGUCAAUGACAGUCACGUUACUGACACUUCCAAUAUGACAGCAAAGCCAGCACUUGUGCCUAGGAGUGGUAGUAUAAUAAAGGCAAUAACCACCACCCCCCCCCCCCCCCCAGGGUGCACAAGCCAGAUUAAGAAGCAACGGAGAAUAUCCUCCACUAAUGGAAAUCUGAAAAUUCAUACUCGCUUGCAUGAGGCCCUCCAUGAUCUCAUGUUGCACCGUUGUGAGUCAGGAAUACCUACCUGGAAUCAGUUCUUAUAUUCUUCCUAUAUAGGAAUAUAUAUAAGGACAUAAAUAUUCAUGAUGAAAAUCAGAGGAAAAGAGGAAGGCAUAUAGGAUGAUUCACCUUUUAAACUGUACAUUGAAAACCACGGCUGAGCCCCCAUGCCCUUGGGAAAAAAGUCAAAUGAGUCAUUUCACCCCCUUAGUGCAUACGUCAGGAGCUCUGCAAAAAAAAAAAAAAAAAAAAAAAAAGAAAAGAAAAAGGAAAAAAAGCCUCUGACAGUCUGUUCUGGCAUUUCUGCCACGAGCCAGCGCAGAGCCAACGGGCCCCGUAUCCAUUUGCCCUUUUAAGUUUUAGCACUGCCGUCUGCAACUCUCUAGUGCAGUCAAAAAACCAAACAGGAUCCUGGACAAAAAUUCAUGGGGAAAUGGUAUUUGUGCAGCACAGCCAAUCACAUCAGCUUUUGCGUGUGUGUACGAAAGAGAGGAAUGCAUGUUUUCCCAUCUUUUAAAAACAGUCUGGGUUUUGUAUUCUCCGUCAAGCAACCCGUUGCUGACUGGCACAGCCACUUAUCAGUUCACAGCCUAGGACUUUUGGAAGAAUUUCCGAUAUAUUUUUCCCAUGCUGUGGCCUUGGCGGGUUAAGUGAUGUGUUUACAAGAAGAAAUAUAAAAUUACAGGGUCUCUUUCCAGACUUCAAAGGGGACUCUGAAAAUUGGAAAUUGCUGUGUUGUGUAUGAAAGCCUAAAACACUGUCUGCUAUCACAGAGCAGCAGCAGCGGCCCAGUGCAAAACUGGGCUUUGAUGUUGCAGAGCACCUCUGACAUUCAGCACAGGUGAAUUUAUUUGUUUAAACUAUUUCUCCAGACAAAAACUGAUAACUUUGCUGAGAGCUAAGUCAUGCCCAUAACAAAGAACAACCAUUUAUCUUUAAAGAUAUGCAAAAAUCAUCCUCUUCCAGACUUUCGGGUAUGUUUGACUUUGAGUGAACUGACGGUUCCUAGUUUCUGACUGUUAAUUGCAGAACGGACAGUUCACCCUUUCUAAUUACAUGAAGGAGAGGUAUCCAGAUUCCCUGUGGCACAGCAGUCCUUUGAACCCAGUCUCAGGAGAGCUUGCAUCACGGUUAUGGAGUAGCAAAUGUCCCUGCAAAUGCAGGCUGAAGUCUCCACCAAAAGCCUGUUUCACUUGUAAUUUCUGCUUACCUUUUUUCUUUUUGGCAAUUCUCGUAGGAAGUCUGUAUCCAUAUCGUCAAUUCUUUAGGAAUUUUAACAAUUACACGUAACAUGAGAAACACGCAAGGAGCUAUUUUCUUGCCCUGGUGGUUGUUUGGAAGCCCCGUGCCCCAUUUCGCGGCCGGCUGUGCACGUGCACGUGUGCCGUGGGUGCCCGCAAGGAUGCUCGGCUCUGCUCUCGGCAGGGUGUUGGGCCAAGGCUGCAGCAGCGGAGCCCUGGCCUAAGGCUGCGACUGCAGUUGCUGCUUUGCGUGUGGCCUCUUAGGGGAUUUAUCAUCAUUCUGAAAACUUCGCCCUGCCGCCCGGACGGCACGGAUCCUCUGCGCGUGGUGGAUGCUCCGUCCGUGGCACGGGGAUCUGUGCGCUCGGGACCUGGGCGCGUUGCUGUGGGGUUUUUUUCCCCCCUAGACUAGCUCCCCUGGGCUGGUUGGGUGCAAAUUACCUGCUGGGUUUUCUCCCACAGAAGUGAAAUUCUACUUUCUAGGGCAUUAAUGUCAGCCAGCAAAGAUUUUUUUUUUUUUGCUUAUGCUGGAGAGGAGACAAUUGAUCCGGGGGAGAGAGCAGCAGUGGCAGCGUUAUGCCUCCUGUUGCCUUCCCAUCCUGGGAGAUGUCUAUCAUUUGUCAUUCGAAUUUAAUAAAAUAAGAGGGUGAGAUGGGCGAGAGUGCAAAAGCCUGAGUAGUAAUGGUUUUGAAUUAUAAUAAUAGCCCCAAGGCACUUCACAAAUAAUUUAUUAUCCCGUUAGUAUGGCAAACAAUGUUUGCUACACCACUUCCUCUCUGACGUGAUUUUCACUUUGAGAAAUGUCUCUGGCAUGGUGUAUAUAGUUUCUAUUGGUAGUAUUACCAGACUGGUAGCAAUUAGGUAACUUUGCAAUAAUUCAGUACUCAUAAAGCAAACAAACAGAAAGGUAACAGCACUAGCAGGGGAAACGGGAAAGGCAAGCUGAGGGCACGCUUUGCCUGCAAAGUGAACACAGGCACCUUCUGAGUGGUGUUACUGUCCUGACAACUGCGAAUCGAUUUGCAGAGUAAUGAAAUAAACUGUGCACCAGCUCUUCCAGACCGAUUAAGCGGGGGACUUCUCACCCCAGGGAUUUGUCCGUGACCAGGUUAUUCAGGCUAGACCGAAAUGGCCAGUAAGUUGGAGCACGCUGUGCAGCAGCUGAGACAACGUAGCGCAGGGGCCGGUGAACAGGGCUGGGGGACGGGAAGGGUUUCGGACAAUGCCCUGUGUGUGCACUGACAUGCAUACGUAUACAUACGUACAUGCAUGUAUUCCUAUAUUUAUAUAUGCAUGUACGUAUGUAUUUGUAUGUAUGUAUAUGUAUGUAUGUGUAUAUGUAUAAGUAUGUAUAUGUUUUUUUCUCUUCCCCCGCCAGUGGCGCGGCCGGGCAGCGAGCACCGACAGCCAGGGCUCCUGCCCCUCUCCCAAGCCACCGCCG
Molecule: messenger RNA, 5518 nt
Organism: Dromaius novaehollandiae (emu)
Lineage: Eukaryota; Metazoa; Chordata; Aves; Casuariiformes; Dromaiidae
Gene: SYT6
Product: synaptotagmin 6
Exons: 6
Coding region: 530-2188 (552 amino acids)
Biological process (GO): cellular response to calcium ion; regulation of dopamine secretion; regulation of calcium ion-dependent exocytosis
Cellular component (GO): plasma membrane; exocytic vesicle
Molecular function (GO): phosphatidylserine binding; clathrin binding; SNARE binding
Source: RefSeq, a predicted model, not a curated record